Salvelinus fontinalis (brook trout) is the source of this 5667-nucleotide messenger RNA. RefSeq names its product inward rectifier potassium channel 13-like. Gene Ontology annotation, cellular component: plasma membrane. Gene Ontology annotation, molecular function: inward rectifier potassium channel activity. Lineage: Eukaryota; Metazoa; Chordata; Actinopteri; Salmoniformes; Salmonidae. The coding region runs from base 1130 to 2332 and encodes 400 amino acids. The transcript has 3 exons. The record is from RefSeq and is a predicted model, not a curated record. Gene Ontology annotation, biological process: regulation of monoatomic ion transmembrane transport; potassium ion import across plasma membrane.
AAAUGUAUAAAGUUUAAAUGCAAUAUUUUCUUCAGGAAUGUAGUGAAGUAAAAGUAAAAGUAGUCAAAAAUAUAAAUAGUAAAGUACAGAUACCCCAAAAAACUACUUAAGUAGCACUUUAAAGUAUUUUUACUUAAGUACUUUACACCCCUGCAUAAUUAUAAUGUUGAUGAAUAAAAUCCCUUAGAAACAUAGAGUUACUCCAGCGAGGCUCCCACAACAUUUAGCAACGAUUGAAUAUUUUGUAACUGUCCUGAUGUCAAGGCUCAGGGCUCGUUUUUACCACCACGUGUAAUUUUAUUCCCUUUGAUACACAGAAAAACGAUAACACAAUUUUACUGUGUGAACUGUACAGACAUUGUACAGCUUUCGACAUUUAUAUUAUUUAAGUGCUUAUCAAAGGAACAGCUUUGUUAGCUGUAUAUUCCAUCUAUACUUACAGACAGUGCAGGGUGCACAGUUUACAGGCUAAAGUUAUAAACAGAACGAUUUCUUCGCCAAGCAUCCCUUUAAGUCCCUCUGGUCCAUGAUGUGAGUUAGAUACAGCACUUAAAAAACAAUUUUGUAAAAUGUAUGUGCAAUGUUUUCUCAGCUCAUCUCUUACAGCUAACUAUACAUACACAAUGCAACAAGAGACUUCAUAAAAAGCAUAUUUAAUCUCAUAUAAACCUCAAACAUCAUCAUACUCUAUUCUUGGUGAACCAUGUCCGAAUUCUGACAGAAAAUUUUUAAAAACAUCCCAUCAUAUAGUCUACAGUCAGUACAUGAGGAGGGUGUAUAUUAUUUGUCCAAGUGAUCAUCCAUAAAGCAUACUAACAUGUUUCUGAACCAGACUAGAGAACAGAUGGGAGAGAGAAGUCCCAGUCUGGUACUGUAGUGAUUGUUACUGAGUCUGUUCCUCCAAGAUUAAACUCACCACAUUCCUGCUCUGCAUGUCGCUGUGUUCCACUGACAGAUACCCCACUGAGUACUUCUCUAAUCACCUGCAACAACAUUCUAGACGUUUCUGGAAGUUUCUGUCUCUCUCUGUCUGUCCCCCUAUGUACAUAACUAACUGCAUAACAAUGUCAAAGUGGAUUUGUAAAGUCAAAGUUGUCCAUGUUUAUAAAGUUGUUAUAAAUGGUCUUCUAUGAUUCUUGGCAUAAUUAUGCUUGUUUCCAGAUACCUUCAUCCUGACCUGCCCACUUGCCUGCCCUCGACCCCUCACCCCCCUGUAACCAUGACAACCAAAACGACCAACGACCUGGACGGGAACAAGGUCUCCUCCUCCCCUCUCCUGUUGUCCACAUCAUCCCCGUCCUACCUGUCUUGCCAGCGUCUGGUGACCAAGGACGGUCACUGUGCCCUGCGCUCCUCCCCUCCCUCUCCUGGCCUGUGGCCCUCCUGGGCCUCUGCCUCUGCCUGGCUGCUAGCUCUACAGGACCUGUGGGGGGCAGUGGUGUGCCUGCGCUGGCGCUGGGUCCUCUUGGCCUUCUGCACCUCCUUCGUGGCCCACUGGCUGCUGUUCGCCUGCCUGUGGUACCUACUGGCCCACCUCAAUGGAGACCUGGCAGUGGAGGACCACGACGCUCCUCCAGAGGGACACGUGGUGUGUGUCAAACACAUCACCAGCUUCACCGCAGCCUUCUCCUUCUCCCUGGAGACCCAGCUGACCAUUGGGUACGGCACCAUGUUCCCCAGUGGGGACUGUCCCAGCGCUAUAGCCCUGCUGGCGGUUCAGAUGCUGCUGGGGCUCAUGCUGGAAGCCUUCAUCACAGGUGCGUUUGUGGCUAAGAUCGCCCGUCCCCAGAAGCGUGCGGGGGCCAUCCAGUUCAGCCCCCAGGCGGUGGUAGGUCAGCACCAGGGCCAGCCCUGCCUCAUGUUCCGGGCCACCAACCUUCUGCGCCGCCCCCUGGUGGAUGUGGAGGUCAGUGCCGUCCUGUACGAAGAGAGAGACGACCAGGUCCUGCACCAGACCAACCUGGACUUCCAGCUGGACCGGCUGGGCCCCCGCCCCUGCCCAUUCUUCAUCUUCCCCCUCACCUUCUACCACAUCCUGGACCGCCACAGCCCCCUUUACCCAGCCCUGCGUGAGGGCAGCGCCAGACACUUUGAGCUAGUGGUAUUUCUCUCUGCCUCACAGGAGGGCACGGGCGACGCCUGCCAGAAAAGAACGUCCUACCUGCGCCAGGAGAUCCAGUUUGAGAGGCGCUUCGUGCCCGCCAUGGGGCUGGACAAGCAUGGCAGGUACCAGGUGAGCAGUCAGCACUUUGGCAUGGCCCACUGCAAGGAGCCGCUGGACAAGGAGUGUGUGGUGCAGAUCAACGGGGACGGGAGUGACAGGAUGGAGUAAGGGAUUUAAAGGAGGAGGGUGGAAGGGAAAGAGGGGCAGGAGAAUGGGGAGAAAGAAGGGAGGAGGAGGGAGGAUGGGAAGAAGAAAGCGUGGGAGGAGGGAGAGAAGGAAUCGUGGGAGGAGGGAAAGAGGGGGAAGAGGGUAAUAGCUGAGAGGAGUAUGGGACAGAGACAACGUGGGGACAGAGACAACGUGGGAUGGGUUCCAGGGUUUUGUGUGUGUGUGUGUGUGUGUGUGUGUGUGUGUGUGUGUGUGUGUGUGUGUGUGUGUGUGUGUGUGUGUGUGUGUGUGUGUGUGUGUGUGUGUGUGUGUGUGUGUGUGUGUGUGUGUGUGCGGGAGGGAGGGAGGGAGGGUAGCAACAUAGGGAUCGAGAUAGGGGCAGAAAGUGAGAGUUAGGGGCAUUAUGGGAGGGACAGGUUUCUAUGGCUCUGCUACCUGGCAUCAGCUACCUACUUUUAUAGUCCCGUACCCCUUCAAACAUUCAACCUCCAGCUGCGUACCCCGUCUAGCACCAAGGUCAGCGCACUCUCAAAUGUUGUUUUUUGCCAUCAUUGUAAGCCUGCCACAUACGAUACAUUUAUUAAACAUAAGAAUGAGUGUGUAUUUGUCACAACCCGGCUCGUGGGAAUUGACAAAGAGCUCUUAUAGGACCAAGGUACAAAUAAUAAUAUAAUGAUAAUCAAUAAUUUAGCUUUUGCUUAGAUAUAAAACCUUAUUUGUUCAUAAAACAAUUGUGAAUAACUCACCACAGAUUAAUGAGAAGGGUGUGCUUGAAAGGAUGUACAUAACUCUGCAAUGUUGGGUUGUAUUGGAGAGAGUCCCAGUCUUAAAUAAUUUCCCGCACACAGUCUGUGCCUGUAUUUAGUUUUCAUGCUAGUGAAGGCUAAGAAUCCAGUCUCACAUAGGUACGUGGUUGCAAAGGGCAUCAGUGUCUUAACAGCGCGAUUUGCCAAGGCAAGAAACUCUGAGCGCAGCCCAAUCCAGAAAUCUGGCAGUGGCUUCUGAUUAAAUUCAAUUUUCACAGAACCGCUUGUUGCAAUUUCGAUGAGGCUCUCUUGUUCAGAUAUCGGUAAGUGGACUGGAGAAAGGGCAUGAAAGGGAUAACGAAUCCAGUUGUUUGUGUCGUCCGUUUCGGGAAAGUACCUGCGUAAUUGCACAUCCAGCUCAUUCAGGUGCUUCGCUAUGUCACUUUUGACAUUGUCCGUAAGCUUGAGUUAAUUUGCACGCAAAAAAUCAUACAAUGAUGGAAAAACCUGUGUGUUGUCCUUGUUAAUGCAGACAGAAAACAGCUCCAACCUCUUAAUUUUGUACGCACAUUGAAUAUAGUUGUGGAGAGUCCCUGUAAUCCUAGAUUCAGAUCAUUCAGGCGAGAAAAAACAUCACCCAGAUAGGCCAGUCGUGUGAGAAACUCGUCAUCAUGCAAGCGGUCAGACAAGUGAAAAUUAUGGUCAGUAAAGAAACUUUAAGCUCGUCUCUCAAUUUAAAAAAACGUGUCAAUACUUUACUCCUUGAUAACCAGCACACUUCUGUAUCUUGUAAAAGCGUUACAUGGUCGCUGCCCAUAUCAUUCAUGAUGCAGAAAAUACACGAGAGUUCAGAGGUCUUGCUUUAACAAAGUUUUCACUGUAGUGUCUAAAACGUCUUUCAAGCUAUCCGGCAUUCCCUUGGCAGCAAAAGCCUCUCGGUGGAUGCUGCAGUGUACCCAAGUGGCGUCGGGAGUAACUGCUUGCACGCGCGUUACCACUCAACUAUGUCUCCCUGUCAUGGCUUUUGCGCCAUCCGUACAGAUAUCAACACAUCUUGACCACCAAAGUCCAUUUGAUGUCACAAAGCUGUCCAGUACUUUAAAAAUAUCCUCUCAUGUUGUCCUGGUUUCCAGUGGUUUGCAGAAGAGGAUGUCUUCCUUAAUUGACCCCCCAUAAACAUAACGGACAUAUACCAGGAGCUGUGCCAGGCCUGCCACGUCUGUUGACUCAUCCAGCUGUAACACAUAUAAUUCACUGGCUUGUAUGCGAAGUAGUAAUUGUUUCAAACCAUCUCCUGCCAUUUCACUGAUGCGUCGUGAAACAGUGUUGUUUGAUGAAGGCAUUGUCUGUAUAGUUUUUGUUGGCCUUUUUCCCAGCAUUGUCCCAGCCAUAUCUGCUGCAGCAGGAAGAAUGAAGUCCUCCACAAUAGUAUGGGGCUUGCCUGUCCUAGCCACUCAGUAGCUCACCAUAUAAGAUGCUUCUAGCCCCUUCUUAUUAAUGGUAUCUGUUGCUUUUAUACAUCUUACUGCUCGAAAGUCGUCUUUAUUCUCGCUCAAAAAACCCCCGUGGCUUAUUUUUCAAAUGGUCAUGUUUCGUUUCUAAAUGCCUGUGCAAGAGUGAAGGUUUCUCGCGAGAAAGUAACGGUUAACGUGAUUGGAUGUUAAUUAUUUGACUAGGCUACCUGUACUUGACAUUGACAACUCACCCAAAUGUGUAGCCCCAUUGGAAAAUAUAAAUGUACUGGGAAUCACAUUUUUAUUUGGCGUACCCCCGAAGGCAUUGCACGUACCCCAGUUUGGGAAUACCUGGUUUAGUGUAAUAAAGAACACUAUAUUGUAGAACAUGUUCUAGCUACCUGAGAACUCUAGAACCAACAGUUAUAUUCACUGCCAUGAAGGAUGAUAUUCCACAAUCAAUAACACUACGCUGCUAUGGAAUACACUCUGGCUGCAUUUACACAGGUAGCCCAAAUCUGAUAUUCUGUCCAAUUAUUGGCAAAAGAGAUUUUCGUGGUAAUAUUUAAAAAAGAAUUGUCAGAAUUGGGCUGUGUGUGUAAACGCAGCCUCUGUAAUGUAGAUGAUCCCACUUUGAAAGUUGACAACUCAAUGUCUUCAUUCAUUUUAAGCUGAGGUAUCAUGCCUUAGAAGAUAUCAGUUGAUUUAACUGCAAAUUGAUUAGAUUACUGCCUUAAAUGUUUAUGAGAAAUCUUCACUGAAAUCAGUGUGUGUCUAUUUACGCCAAAUAUUAGUCAAAGAUGAAAUGUAAUACUAUGUUAUACAUUGAUUACACAUGUUGAAUAUGUAAAAUGCAGUGGCUUUAGAUUGAGCACUUUAGUGAUAGGCUAAACAUCUGGAGAACGAUGUCAGUAGAUUAUCUUUAUAUUUUCCCUUUGAAUUUAUGUAAAGACAAAAAUCACUAUUACAUCAUGCAUGUAUGCAUUUGAGUCAACAGCAAUACACAAAGAUUAAAGAGUAAAUGGAAAUAAUGUUAUGGAAAGAAAGAGAGAUGAAAUCUUAUUGUAUCAUAAUACAUGUUCCAAUGGAUUGUACAGUGUACAUUACAUGUAAUAAAAUAAUAUUUUCUGAACAA